This is a messenger RNA of Somion occarium, 1521 nucleotides long. Lineage: Eukaryota; Fungi; Basidiomycota; Agaricomycetes; Polyporales; Cerrenaceae. The record is from the annotation of a GenBank genome assembly.
GCCCGCCCGAAGCUUAUCUUGUCUUCUAUAGUGAAUAAAUGGGACGCUGGACAAGACGUCGGCAGUCUGGAUAUCCCUCUGUCUAAGUUGACUGACGUAUAGAGACGAUAUGGCACCAAACGCACCUGAUACUUAUCGAACCGUAAUCUCGGUCGAUCCGUUUGUUUCUGCUGAUCAGCAGAAAGGAUUGCAUAACCGCUGGCACCCGGACAUCCCGACCUUCGCCAAAGUCGUACCUGGUGAAGUCUUCAAAGUCGAAUGUGUCGACUGGACAGGAGGACAGAUUAAGAACGAUGAUAAUAGCGAUGAUAUGAAGAAUGUCGACCUGACUAAAAUUCACAACCUCUCUGGUCCUAUCGAGGUCGAGGGCACCGAACCUGGCGAUUGCCUCGUUGUAGAUAUUUUGGAUGUCCAACCGUUCGACCAGAUGCGUUGGGGUUAUACGGGUAUUUUCGAGCUGGAGAACGGUGGUGGUCUCUUUGCUCGUGAAUUCAACAGUAAAGCAUGCAAAGCGAUCUGGGAUUUCGAAGGAAUCUACGCCUCUUCCCGCCACAUCCCUGGUGUCCGUUUCGCUGGAAUCUCGCACCCCGGUCUUAUCGGUACCGCUCCAUCCCCGGAGCUCUUGGCCACUUGGAACAAACGUGAAGGCGAACUCAUUGCUGCUAAUGCUAAUUCCAUCCCCGCAGUCGCAUUUCCUCCUGAGCCGAAAGGCGCAUAUGUUGGAGCGAAGGACAGCUUGAGUGGGGAUGUGUUUGAGAAGAUCGCUAAAGAGGGAGCGAGGACCAUUCCUGGUAGAGAGCAUGGGGGUAAUUGCGAUAUCAAGAACCUCUCGAAGGGAUCACGUUGCUAUUUCCCAGUCUUUGUAAAGGGCGCAAAACUGUCUGUUGGUGAUCUCCACUUCUCCCAAGGAGACGGCGAGAUGACCUUCUGCGGAGCGAUCGAGAUGGCGGGCAUCAUCACUUUCAAGACUAGUAUCAUCAAAGGCGGAGUGGAGAAGUUCGCUCUCAAGCAACCUAUCUUCUUGCCCUCCCCCAUCGAUCCACUCUAUUCUGCAAAGCUCGUUUUUGAAGGCAUAAGCGUUGAUCUUCAUGGCGACGGCAAGCAAUACGACAUGGACACUACUGUCGCCUACAAGCAGGCAGCGUUGAACGCUAUUGCGUACUUGAUGAAGAUCGGAUACACUCGCGAACAAUGCUAUCUACUACUCUCAGCAGCACCAGUAGAAAGUCACGUUGGAGCUGUCGUGGAUUCACCCAACGCAUGUGUAACUCUUGCCUUGCCACUUGGAAUCUUCGAACAUGACAUUUUGCCGAAGCCAGAAGGCUUGGAGAAGAAAGACUUUGGCCAAUGCGCAAUCCGCAGCGACGGUGUUGUCUGAGCACUGUGGCCUGAAAUACUGUCAAACGAAUUUUAUCAUUUCCUUAUUUUGUAUCUGUAUUCUGUUGUAUAGUUAACAUGGUCAUUGAGGCCAUGGCUGCAAUCGUGAAUGAAACCAACGUUCAAUGAAUCACGUCAAAGGAA